CCGAAAUAUCCAGUAAUAAAUUUGUCUGUGCCUAAGUGUAUCCCUCAAAAUCGAGGAAAAAGUAUACUUCAUUACUGUGCGUCUAUAUUACUAUGAAAACUGUUAUAUUUCCGUGAAAAACAAAACCUAGCAGCGUUAUCGAACCUGUAAAAUCUGAUAUUCAAAAUGCCAAUCGAUCAAAUACAAUAUUCUGAAAAAUACAGCGAUGACAAAUAUGAAUAUAGACAUGUAAUUCUGCCAGCUGAUUUAGCGAGACAUGUUCCAAAAACUCAUCUUAUGUCAGAAACAGAAUGGAGAAAUUUGGGUGUUCAACAAAGUCCUGGUUGGGUUCAUUAUAUGAUGCAUGUACCAGAACCUCACGUACUACUGUUUCGUAGACCAAGGACUGAUGUCUUAACAACUUCGAGAAGCGCACCGUUUCGAAGAGAGUCUGAAAGAGUAUAUUGCGUUUGAAUAUAUGUUUAUAUAAUGCUGUUAUUAUGGGAUUGGAUUGGCGUGGAUCUUUGUGGAAAUGACUGCCGAUUACAGCUUAAUAAAGGGAUUAUUA
This is a messenger RNA of Dufourea novaeangliae, 547 nucleotides long. Its product is annotated as cyclin-dependent kinases regulatory subunit-like. Gene Ontology annotation, biological process: regulation of mitotic cell cycle. The transcript has 3 exons. The record is from RefSeq and is a predicted model, not a curated record. Gene Ontology annotation, cellular component: cyclin-dependent protein kinase holoenzyme complex; SCF ubiquitin ligase complex. Lineage: Eukaryota; Metazoa; Arthropoda; Insecta; Hymenoptera; Halictidae. Bases 166 to 453 code for a protein of 95 amino acids. Gene Ontology annotation, molecular function: cyclin-dependent protein serine/threonine kinase activator activity; histone binding; ubiquitin binding.